Arabis nemorensis is the source of this 2478-nucleotide messenger RNA. NCBI's taxonomy places the organism in Eukaryota, Viridiplantae, Streptophyta, Magnoliopsida, Brassicales, Brassicaceae. The record is from the annotation of a GenBank genome assembly.
AUGGAGUGGUCGUAUGAAGAGGGCGAGAUUCUACCUAAUGAUGUCGAUGAAUACUAUUUCGUUGAUCAAACCGAUACGCCUAUCAGGUUUUCUCUUCUGCCGUUGAAAUGGGACAACGAAGAUUCAGGCAGUAGCUCGGGAAUGCAAGUAUUUCUGCGUGGCAACAACGAGUCGCUUUGUAAGCUUGCCAAAGCGUGGAGGUUUGAUCUAUCUGAUGAACAGCUAAAGAUUGACGUUCUUCUACAAGGGAUGCACUGGAUAACUCUACAAAAACCAAGAAAGAGUUAUGAAGCUUUGAUUAGAACAACUCUAGGUACCCUUCAAUGUCUUCACUUUGUCAAAAGGAAUUCAGAAGCAUCAAGCAAUGAUGUGUGGAACAGUUUACACGAAGUGGAUGGGAUCCAACCUUCAGAGCAUGAUUUAUCAGAUCAUGUUUCUUUACUGUGUGAAGCUAUGAAAAGGGAUGAUGAUUUAACAAAAUCAAAGUGGUUGCGUACUUUUCUGGAGAAAACGUCACAAGCAUCACCUAUCGAAGCGGAACCUCCAAUGCACGACCAACAAGAUGCUCAGAUACAAAAGGAACAGAAUUUCAUUGUUGAAAAUUGCACAGACGCGGAAAGCAGCAGCGAUGAUGAUUCUGAGACAAACCUGCAGUUUGAUCCAGUCUGUUCUAUUUGUGACAAUGGUGGUUAUGUUCUGUGUUGUGAAGGAAGCUGCUUGAGAUCUUUCCAUCCAACCAUAGAGGCUGGAAGUGAUACAGAUUGCGAAUCGCUAGGAUUCACUGAUGACAAACAAGUUCAGGCACUCGGGACCUAUUUGUGCAACAACUGUCUCUACCAACAGCACCAGUGCCAUGCUUGUGGCCAAUUGGGAUCCUCUGAUGAAAACUCCUCUCAAGAGGUCUUCCCUUGUUCUGCGUCAAACUGCGGUCAUUUCUAUCAUCCAAGAUGUGUUGCAAAACUUCUCUCUGCUGGUGAUCAAAUCAAAUCAGAAGAACUUCAAGUGAAGAUUGCUGCUAGAGAGUCUUUUUGCUGUCCUCUACACAUAUGUAAAGUCUGCAGCUUAAGUGAAAACAAGAAUCUUUAUGCGAUGCAUUUUGCUGUAUGCAGACGCUGCCCAACGGCUUAUCACAGAAAAUGUUUACCUCGGGACCAUGAGAUAGAAGGUGAUCUUCUUACUCCACCUAGAGACCACUUAAUAUUUCCUGACAUAUCUGGUCCACGAAGAACACAAAGUCACGGGCUUGUACAGUUGAAAGAGGAUGUUUCGAGUAGGGUGACAGAGCAUAGGCAUCAUGAGGGUCUAUUUGCUCGUCUUGGUUUUGACGCAUCGAAGAAACCCAAAAAAAGUUUUGGUCUCAGUGAUUAUACUCAGAAACGGAAGAUGGAAAGCACAGUAACAAAGCUGUCGAAAGAAGAUGGUCCCUCUGCCUCUGCCGAGGAUGACGAAGCAGACGAGGAUCUUGAACAGCGGAUGAUGUCUCUAAUCGACCAAGUGAACUCUAUGUUUAACAUGGAUGAGUACAUCAACUCUCUUGGGGUAAACCAAGUCAAAUCCUACCACUCCGGAUAUGACAUUGGCAAGAACAUCACAACAGGAUUGGUUCAGACUCAUGUCAACGCCGCUCGAUCUGCCCUAAAGAUGUUUGAAGAAGGGCGGGAUAGAGAGGCAAGAGCUGUUUUUGAUCCAUAUAUUCUACCCCAACUCAUGAAACAUAAGAGGCAGCUCGAAAUUUAUCUUUCGCCGUUUCUCCAUGGUAAUCGGUACACAUCGUUCGGUCGCCACUUCACACAGCCUACAAAGCUUGAAGAGAUAGUUGAGAGGCUCCACUCGUAUGUGCAAAAUGGCGAUAUGGUAGUUGACUUUUGCUGCGGUUCAAACGACUUUAGUUGUAUAAUGAGAGAAAAACUUGAGAAAACUGGAAAACAGUGUUUUUUCAAGAACUUCGAUCUCAUUCCAGCAAAGAAUAGCUUCAACUUUGAGAAGAGAGAUUGGAUGACUGUGAAGAAAGACGAAUUACCCGAUGGCUCUAAGCUGAUAAUGGGAUUGAACCCGCCUUUCGGUUUCAAAGCCACUCUUGCUAACAAUUUCAUCAAGAAGGCCCUCGAGUUUAAACCGAAGAUUCUAAUCCUCAUCGUGCCAAAUGAAACAAAAAGGGUUGAUGUGAUAGCUAAUUAUGAGUUGAUUUGGGAGGACACCAAUUUACUUUCUGGAAAGUCAUUCUACUUACCCGGGUCGAUCGAUGUAAACGAUAAAACGAUAGAGCAGUGGAACAACAUACCACCGCCUCUGUACCUUUGGAGCCGAGGAGACUGGAGUAAAAGCCACAAGGCUAUAGCACUUCAACAGGGUCACAUAAAACACAUGCAUCACACCACUUUCAAUGAGGAUUAUCACCACAACGCAGAGAUCCCUCAAGGUGAUGAUGGUAAUGGUAUGGUACAAGACAUGGAGAUUGAUGAUAUCGAUAGCGUUUGA